AUGAAGGCUCUGCACUCUGAUUCUUUCGAAUCGCUCGUCCUCCACUUCGCCGGGUUCGGGUUGCUUACCGUUGUGAACAACCUGUGGACCUGGGUGGCCGCCGGAGCCGCUGCCGGCAUCAGCCUCUGGAGAGUCCGCGCCUCCGCCACGCCGGCGACCAUCAGCCACCGUGUAUCCGACGAACCCCGGAUCACAAAUCACGACUCCAGCUCAUCAGGCGGGUCCAAGUCGACCGAAGAGCCGCCAGUUUGUUACGUUUCUCGUUGUACGAUAGAAUGCAAUGGCGCGCCUGCGGUCACUCGUGUGAGGUCGGGUUUGGCGUCCGCAUUCGACUCUGGUGCAUCUGCUGUGACUAAGGGGAAGUUUAUUGUCUACUAUGAGGAUGAUUGCCUGGUGGCGGAAGACGAUGACAGGGCGGCGAUGACAGAAUGUUUGGGAUGCAGCAGCGGCUGCGAUGGCGGUUGCAGAGGUAGAGAGUUGUGGUGGGCGAAAUGGGAGAAGAUGGUGAGAACGAGGAGCGGGGAGGCGGAGUGGUACGGGUAUCAGGAUUUGAGGGCCAUAGAUGGCAGCGUUGUUAGGCUGUGGGACGGCGGUCGUCCGAUAGGAGGAGGGAGGUGUGUCCGAGCUCAAGGUGUUGGCUUUGCAGGGUAG
Molecule: messenger RNA, 651 nt
Organism: Punica granatum (pomegranate)
Lineage: Eukaryota; Viridiplantae; Streptophyta; Magnoliopsida; Myrtales; Lythraceae
Source: RefSeq, a predicted model, not a curated record